AAUUAAGUCAGACCAACUCAUGUGUCAGCUUGAGUCCUCACUCCCUGCACUCCCUGCACUCCCAUCGCAUCACUGCAGUCACCAGUGCUUGUGAGUGUUAGUGUGUGUUGCUGUGUUCCCCGAUCUGGAACUGAGUUGGACUUCUAACCAUUCACCGCUAAGGCCAUAGUGCAGAGCCAGGAGAAUACCCAGGUAACCCCACAGCCAUGACGAACUCAGCGACUAACUUGCGGCUGAAGCUGCCCAUAGCCUGCAUCAUCCUGGAGGUGAUCAUCAUCAUCCUCUUCGGCACUCUGGUCCAGUACGACGAUGAGACAGACGCCAAGCUCUGGCACAAGGAAAUCGCCAAUGGCUCCUCCAACUACGACAACAACUUUUACUACCGCUACCCCAGCUUUCAGGAUGUGCACGUGAUGAUCUUCAUUGGCUUUGGUUUCCUCAUGACGUUCCUUCAACGUUACGGCUUUAGCAGUGUGGGCUUCAACUUCCUCAUCGCAGCCUUCGCUCUGCAGUGGGCCACUCUCAUGCAGGGCUUCGUCCAUGGCAUGCACGGGGGCAAGAUCCAUGUCGGAAUAGAGAGUAUGAUCAACGCUGACUUCUGCACAGGUUCAGUGCUCAUCUCGUUCGGGGCGGUCCUGGGGAAGACCAGUCCAGUCCAGCUGCUGGUCAUGUCUGUGAUUGAAGUCACCCUGUUUGCAAUCAAUGAGUUCAUUGUGCUUUCUGUUCUGGGGGCCAAGGAUGCUGGUGGCUCCAUGACCAUCCACACCUUUGGAGCUUACUUUGGCCUGAUGGUUGCUCGUGUUCUCUACCGCCCCAACCUGGACAAGAGCAAACACAAGAACUGCUCUGUCUACCACUCUGACCUCUUCGCAAUGAUUGGCACCAUCUACCUGUGGAUGUUCUGGCCAAGCUUCAACUCUGCUGUGACGGCCCACGGAGACGACCAGCACCGCACGGCUAUGAACACCUACUACUCUCUGGCUGCCUGCACCCUGGCCACCUAUGGCCUAUCUGCCGUUGUGGCUCAUGAUGGCAAGCUCGAUAUGGUGCACAUCCAGAACGCUGCCCUUGCCGGUGGGGUUGCCGUGGGAACUGCUGGUGAAAUGAUGCUCACUCCUUUCGGCUCCAUGAUUGUGGGCUUCCUGGCUGGAACCGUCUCUGUGCUGGGCUUCAAGUUCCUCUCGCCUAUCCUGGAACAAAAGCUGAAGAUACAGGACACGUGUGGCGUCCACAACCUGCACGGCAUGCCUGGAGUCCUGGGAGCCAUCGUUGGUGCAGUUACUGCUGCUCUGGCAACCAAGGACGUCUAUGGAGAUGGGAUGGCUGAUGUGUUCCCUGACAUCCACUCCGGUGAUGUGGAGGCCUCGUUCCAGGGCGUACGACAGGCCAUCUCCCUGGCCGUAACCCUGGGCAUCGCCCUCCUGGGCGGUCUUAUCACCGGUUUUAUUCUGAAGCUGCCAAUUUAUGGUGCUCCUCCUGACACCAUCUGCUUUGAGGAUGGCAUCUACUGGGAGCUGCCUGGUGAGGAGGGCUCACAAGAGGAGUUGACCACUGUCAGGACACCAGACGAGGCAGAAAAGCUCAAUGCAUAAACACAUACACAUACACACACACACACACACACACACACACACACACACACACACACACACACACACACACACACACAUAGUGGAUUGCACAACCAGGAUGUGGCAGCACAUGGUGCUUGUGUAUGUCUGCCAUUUUUCAAUGUGCCAAUACCAUAUCUGAUUCACUAGUAUGGUGGAAGUGUGUGUUCAAACACUCCAGACCAUCAGCAUAAGUGCCUUUCACUCUCAGAAGUAAACAAUCUCAAGGUAACCCAUAAUGUGUUUAUACCAGACAGAAGCAUGCUAUCCUCCAAGCAGCAUGGGCUGUCCAUUGCAAUAUACCUCCUACCAACUGCCUUAUGUUAUGGUUCUAGAUUAUGCUAUGAAGCUACAGUAUAUGACAGAGGUAUAAACUUGAAUCAUGGUCUGAGAAUUUGGAUACGACUAGUGAAACCUGUUUGAUGAUACAAAAACAAUGGAUUAAGCAACUUUUUAAGUGAGUGUUUUUGAGAUAUUUUUGGCUUCUCCACUCUUCUAAGAGAUGUUACAUGCACCAAUGUUAAGGGAAUUACACUUUUAGCCACUUUUAAUCGUCUGAUUGACUAAGGGAAAGACAAAUUCGCAGUAGGCCUAUGUGUUGUAAAUUCAAUAUAAAACCAAAGAAAAUUGUACCUCGCAUGUCAUUAAUGUAAAUCGCGGAUGUUUUCAUGAAUAGUGAAUAGUCAAUCACUUUUAUAGGUGCAUGUCCAUCACUAAAAAUGAAAAGGAUUCCAAACUAAAGCUAUGCAUAGAUAGUUAAAGUAGAGUUUUGACUAUUGAAUAUUCUCUCUGGGUCGGGAUUCUCCUUUUGUUCCAUUUCUAUACUAUGAAAUGUAUUGGGUCUAGAGUAGAGUUGCUAUUGUACAAGUAUGUACAGUUGUGUAUUGUACAUAAAUGUUGAGACAACAUAAAAUGUGAUAUAAUUGAAACGACUAGCUUCACCACUACAGACAAACAAACCAUUGAAUCAAAUGGAUUAUUUGCUACAGGGAAGGAAAUGGUGCCCAGACUUUGUUAUACUGGAUUGCUGUGAAUUUAAAAUGAUAAUUGAAUAAUACCUGUAGCACAUUUUGGCAGAAAUAAAUCUUUCAAAUGUGAUAUAAA
Messenger RNA from Oncorhynchus tshawytscha (Chinook salmon), 2714 nucleotides. RefSeq names its product ammonium transporter Rh type B. The record is from RefSeq and is a predicted model, not a curated record. Lineage: Eukaryota; Metazoa; Chordata; Actinopteri; Salmoniformes; Salmonidae. Gene Ontology annotation, molecular function: ammonium channel activity. The transcript has 10 exons. Gene Ontology annotation, cellular component: plasma membrane. The coding region runs from base 207 to 1592 and encodes 461 amino acids. Gene Ontology annotation, biological process: ammonium transmembrane transport; ammonium homeostasis.